AGACAGGACAAGGUAGCACAGGUGAAUAUAAUUAGGGUGUGACAGAUAUCAGAGUACAGAAUUCAUAAUCCUCCAGAGAAGACAGACCAAAACAAAUUGUUCCUGAAUAUUCUGCUGAAGAAGAGAAAAAUACUUCAAAGAUGGCGCUGUCAAGGUAUCUCAACAUUCUGCUGACAUCACAGUGCACUCUGUACCUGAUAGCUGGAGCACAGAACCAGCUGGAGCCCAGCCCCCUCUGCCAAGCCUAUCCUGGAAUCCCGGGUCCCAACGGGGCACCUGGUGGAGAUGGUCGGGAUGGUCGGGAUGGGGGACCAGGACCAAAGGGAGAGAAAGGGGAAGUCGGGGCUCUUGGGCCCCCAGGACCUGUCGGCCCCCAGGGACCUAAAGGAGAGAGAGGAGAGCCGGGCAGUUCAGUGAGCGACGCUAGUGACAACGCACAUCUACUUUCUGAGAUCCAGCUGCUGAAGUCCAGAAUGACCAGGCUUGAGAUGGCUUCCAGUUUCAGACUCUUCCAGAAAGGCGGCAACAAAUACUUCUUCUCCAACGGCUUCUUGGCAAAUUACGAUGAAGGAGCCAAGUACUGUAGCGACCUGGGCGCUGCGAUAGCCAUGCCACGGGACAAGGAGGAAAACCAAGCCCUCGAUGCCAAGUUCAUGGUCGGCUCAGAGUACGCCUUCAUCGGAGCAAACGACAGACAAGUAGAUGGGGUUUUUGUGGAUGUUGGUGGGCAGCCUCUUACAUACCUUAACUGGGCUCCUACUCAGCCUAACAGACUUCCUAAUAAUGAGGAUUGUGUUGUCACUACCAAAUCAGGGGAUUGGCAUGACAUCACCUGUGAUGUCAUACUUGUCAUAGUUUGUGAAAUAUAGAAGAGGAAUCAACACACUAAACAGGUGCUGCUUCAAUGCUUACACCAUUAGUGCUUUAAUUAAAUACAACAAUUAGAUUUGAGAACAAUAUUGUUUUUCAACGUGUAGGUUUGGUCAUUAUUAAAGUAAUAACUUCGACAAUCAUGUCCUCUUGAAAUAGAUGGUAUUAAAAAUAAUCAAUAAAAAAUAAUAAU
Molecule: messenger RNA, 1063 nt
Organism: Hypomesus transpacificus
Lineage: Eukaryota; Metazoa; Chordata; Actinopteri; Osmeriformes; Osmeridae
Product: mannose-binding protein C-like
Exons: 5
Coding region: 141-869 (242 amino acids)
Cellular component (GO): rough endoplasmic reticulum; multivesicular body
Source: RefSeq, a predicted model, not a curated record